This is a messenger RNA of Tuber melanosporum (Perigord truffle), 1377 nucleotides long. RefSeq lists its product as uncharacterized. The transcript has 3 exons. The record is from RefSeq and is a predicted model, not a curated record. The coding region runs from base 715 to 1377 and encodes 220 amino acids. NCBI's taxonomy places the organism in Eukaryota, Fungi, Ascomycota, Pezizomycetes, Pezizales, Tuberaceae.
GCUCGUCGAAACCCGAGCCCACUUGCUACCACAAUGCUCUGCAAUAGGGCUUAUAGUGGACACCUACUGAUUGCAGGAGUCAAAAACGGUCCUGUACAGCAACAAACUUGUCAUCGCGAUGUUACAUCGAGUACGUUUCUCGCCCACCAUUCGCGUGUCGGCCGGAGACCCCACCGCGACUUCUGUUUUCACAGAUUACCAUUAUGCUAGCUUGAGAUAACUGCAGUUGCGGGGUGCCGGUGCAACUUGUGUUUUGCAAUUUUCGCAUUUUUGGGAGUUGGGGACACCCUCUAGCACAGCUGGCUCAUAGUGCACUUCUGCCCGCCCAAGACCAACUCUAUCGGGUUCUGAUAUCAUCAAAGGGGUCAAUCACUACGGUCAAUGGAGCAACCGUGGGCGACCACAGUCUACAUCACCUUUGCUCUGCUAAGCCGGUUUUCGUUCUGGGCAGCGUGGUCCUUGUCUUCUGUAGCUCGGACCCGUCUUGUCUUCACCGGACGGGACCACUGGAAGCAUUGCGGGUCCCUCCCCCUUAACGGACUGGCCUCGAUACUCGUGAUGUCGUGACGUUUGUGAUAGCGGUCCAUUCCACAAACGCCACGACGUUACGAGUAGUACGGUAGGAAUUACCACCUCUAAGGCAGUACUUAACCGGAGCCAUAGGCCCCUACCAGAGCUUAUUUCCACACCGCACAUUCAGCGUAAGAGAGAAAAAUGUCGAAAUCGAAGGGUCAGCAGUCCUCUGCCUAUCGCGGCCAUGAGGAGGAGGUUGGAGGCAGCUCCUCCUCCGCAGCAGUCCCUCUCCCGGUUCAGGACGAGCCGUGUCGUUCUGGGGAGGUGCUACCGGAGUACCGCGAUGGCGUUGGUGGAUCGAAGCAGUUUGUGGGGGGAGAGGAUGGAGAAGGAGUAAGAGGAGUCGGAAGAGGGGAGACGGAGGGAGGGGUUGACACUGAUGCCCCACCUGAAUUUGAGGUGUAUGUUCCUAAGAUGAAGCGGAUCAAAUCUGUGCGCACCGGUGAAACCCUGAUUAUUUCCCAUGACGAACAUCUUAAUACUGAUGGCGAGGCGCUCUACCGAUGGUUGUUAGAACAGCGCUCGAGACCACCAAGCGUGUGCAUCCGGAUAUGGGGAACUCACCGCGGCGGGAGAAAAGGCCGUAAAUUGGUGACUGAUUUCGAUCUUUCCUGCGAUCUUACCCAUCUGUUACUGGAGCAGAACCAUAUAGGGGAACCGACUCUGGCGACCGUUCCACCAAAUCAAAGAGCCCACCGCGGCCACGGGAGAUUCAAAUCUAUCGCCAAGGACUUAGAAGAGGGCCGGACGGUUCGAGACUGGGCUGAUCAAUACUGUGAGGACCAAUCUGCGCUCAAGGAGUAA